GCUGGGGCCCGACUGAGACCGAGAGACAGGAGCGGCCAAGGCGCUUUACCUCAGCUGAGGAAGCAACAGCCGCCUCCGCCGCCGCCGCGGACUGACCUUACGGCCAGGCCGCUCGAGAUUUUUAGAGCUCGGAAUAAACAACGGAUAAAAAUGGGCAGAAUCUUCCUCGAUCAUAUCGGUGGGACUCGGCUGUUCUCCUGUGCGAACUGUGAUACGAUCUUGACCAACCGCUCAGAGCUCAUCUCCACUCGCUUCACGGGGGCCACUGGAAGAGCUUUUCUCUUCAACAAGGUAGUUAACCUUCAGUACAGUGAAGUUCAGGAUCGCGUUAUGCUCACCGGACGCCACAUGGUUCGAGAUGUGAGCUGCAAAAACUGCAACAGCAAACUUGGCUGGAUCUAUGAGUUUGCCACGGAAGACAGCCAGCGUUAUAAGGAAGGCCGAGUGAUUCUGGAGCGGGCUCUUGUCCGAGAAAGCGAGGGCUUUGAAGAGCAUGUACCCUCUGAUAACUCUUGAAGAGAAAAAGCUUGCCAUCUUUUCCCAGGUCUCCUUCACUGAAACAGAAAAAAAAAAUCUACUUACAUACACUGUCACCUUAGCAUCAGAGUCGGAUUCAUGAACUGUGGAACAAGAGGUGGAGAGAAUUGGAAGUGGAACCUUUCUUUUUUUUUUUUUCUAACUUUAUAUUUUCCAUCCAGCAGCUGUGUGUAGAGGGAGUAUUAUGCAGAUGCCAUUAUCUUUUUUUUUCCUUUUCUCUUACGUUUUACAUCUUUAAGCUGAAUAGUGUAUCUGCAGCUAUAUGGUGGGUUGAAAGGGAAAACAAAUCUGGGCUAAUAGAGUGAAAUCAGUGUUUUUUAGUGUGAACUUUGGAGGUAAAAUAGAAGUCAAGUAUGGUUUUUAAGCUUCUUUGGGGGACUUAAUUUUAAUUAAAAAAACAAACAAACCCAGUUAUUUCACCUGAUUUGCUAGCUUCAGAUAAGAGAUCCGAAUUUGUGACCAGCGCUAAAGGUUCAGUGUUAGUGUGGCUCGUGCUGGCCAUUGUGCCAUAUUCUUGUGGGGGUUGAACAGUAGCACAGAGCCCAUUCUUCCUUGUCAGUCUUGGCCCAAAGGCGUUACCAUUGCUAGUUACUUGUCACCACAUACUUGGUGUUGAUUGGAAACUUUUCAGAAAUGGGGCAGAACUGCUUGGUUGUCCUUUUCUCCAUGUAACUUAAGCAUAAUAAUAUAAAUAAAGAAAUAGUUGGAUGUU
Molecule: messenger RNA, 1249 nt
Organism: Vombatus ursinus (common wombat)
Lineage: Eukaryota; Metazoa; Chordata; Mammalia; Diprotodontia; Vombatidae
Gene: YPEL5
Product: yippee like 5
Exons: 3
Coding region: 151-516 (121 amino acids)
Source: RefSeq, a predicted model, not a curated record